Molecule: messenger RNA, 1749 nt
Organism: Cyprinus carpio (common carp)
Lineage: Eukaryota; Metazoa; Chordata; Actinopteri; Cypriniformes; Cyprinidae
Product: natriuretic peptides A-like
Biological process (GO): cGMP biosynthetic process; neuropeptide signaling pathway; receptor guanylyl cyclase signaling pathway
Cellular component (GO): nucleus; extracellular region; cytoplasm
Molecular function (GO): hormone receptor binding; hormone activity
Source: RefSeq, a predicted model, not a curated record
GCAGGCAGACGGCCAGUUCAGAGAGAAAGAGCCCGCAGCCAGAGCAAGCCAGAGAUGAUCAGAGGACUUAUUCUCACAGGACUGCUGGUCCUGCUAUGGAACCAGAUGGAUGUACAAGCGCACGUGUUGAGCAGACACAGUCCCGUCAUCAACAUGGCCAAGCUGAAGAGCUUGCUGCAGCAGUUUGAGGAGGCCCUGGCCACAGAAGAGGCUCCUGAGAGAGCCGUCGAUUAUGAGGACAGCAACACGGCGCUGGAGCAGAGCCCGGCUUCUGUGUCCUGGGACAGAGACAGAGAGGAGGAAGCAGCUCCGGCGGAGGACACCAGCCCCCCGGAUGGAUUUGAGACGCAGAGAAAUCGCCUCAUAGAUCUUCUCAUGUCAACCCGGAGCAAAAGCCUGUCUGGCUGUUUCGGGGGACGGCUGGAUCGCAUAGGGUCCUCCAGCACCCUUGGGUGCAACUCUAAAAAAGGUUAGCUCAAUAAGAGAAUACAGUGAUGUUAAGAUUACAAUAUAUAUUUAUGAUAUAUAAAUUAUUUUACAUGUUGGCAGUUGUCCAUGAACUUUUUAGGUAAACAUUUACGUGUAUUUAAGAGAAGAAAAAUCUCAGUAAAUCUAAGUCAAAAGCUAAGGUCCUGUAACUUUCACCAUUUCCACCCCAAUUUUGAAUUACCUUUGUAAUUUUACACGGUCCUGUGGUGUGACAAAUGAAUGUAAUAGUUAAAAUAUCUCAUGUUAACUGAAAAAAAAAAUAGAAAAAAGAUACUAUUAAUUUUCUGUCAGGACAUUAUCUGUUUUUUCUACAGUACAAUAAGGUCUCAUUAGUUAACAUUAGUUAAUACAUGAACUAACCUUAACUAACAAUAAGCAAUGAAUUUAUUACAGCGUUUAUUCAUCUUCGUUAAAUUACUAUUCAUGUUAGCUCAGGUCCAUUAAAUUCUAUUAACAAAUACAACUUUUGUUGUAAAUUAUUUUAAUAUUGUAAAAAUUAACAUUAAGAUUAAUUAAUGCAGUCAACUAAUAAUAACAAAUGGAACCUUAUUGUAAAGUGUUGCCCAUAAAACAGAACUCAAUGCAAUGUGUAAUUUAAAAUAUAUGGGGGAAAAAUAACACCUGUGAAAAAUAAACAGAACAAUUGCUUCAUUGUAUCAUAUAACAGUAGAUUGGGCCUUUUGUAGUAUAAAUAUCAGUGUACUAUAAACAUGAGCUCAUAACUGCAUGUAUAAUAAUUAUAGGUGACAUGGAAAACAAAUUUGUGGAGUAGAAAAAUGCACGCUAAACUGAAACCGUGUGGAAAUUUUUGUUCAAAUCUUGAAACAUGAAAAUGAAUGUAACGUGGAAAUGAAACCAACAAUACUUUGUUACAAAAUUCUUCCAUAUUUUGCAAUGCCUGUUGUGCUUUAUAUUAUCUGAUGGUUCAUAUUUGUUUGAUAUAUUUAUUAUGUACAAGUAGUUGAGUGCUAGUAAGGAUGUGAUAUGUGGCGAUACUCACGAUAAUUAUGUGCAUUAAUUAUAUUCUGCAUUCAUUUAUGAGGUUUAUGAAAUUUGCAGUACUCCUGUCUGGUGUGCAGUUCUGCUUUUAAUGAAGAAUAAGCGACUCAGUUUGUGCUGGGCUUCAUCAAAGUUAUUCUGAUAUUCUUCUUGUCACAUUUGAAACUGUACUUAAAAAUAAAAUGUUGUUUCAAGAACAGUAUAAACUGAUUGUAAGGGUUUUUUUUAGUUGUAGAAAGUGAUAAUAAAAUGAUAACAAAA